CCCGAGGCGGUGCCCUCGCAGCCGCUGCGCGUCGCGCUGGGAUUUCCAGGUUCGCUCCCAGCCCAGGCAGGGACCCGCCCGCCGCGCCUUGGGCGGGGGCUGCUGUGGCGCCAGCUCCAGAGGCGGGUCCAGGCGGAGGGGGCCUCCUCGGGGAAAGCCGGCGCGGUCCCAACUACACAGAGGCUGGCACGCCCACCCUUCUCUUCUCGCUGCACCCCUCUCCCGUCCUUGUACACGCACACGCACGCUGACCCCACGCAGGAUCCAAAGCAAGAUUCAAAAGCACAUCUUCGCGUUUUCUACCAGCUCCCCAUCAUCCUAUAAGGGAGGAAGAAGCCGGAGCCUUUAUUGGAAGAGAUGGCGAUGAGCCUGUGCCCCCUGUUGUUGGUCUUCGUGCUGGGUCUGGGUCUGACCCCACCAUCCCUGGCUCAGGAUGAUUCCAGGCACCUCUGAGGUAACAAUGGCUCUCCAGAGGACCUUGUCAUUGCUUCUGCUCUUGCUGCUGACCAUGCUGGGGCUGGUGCUGAUACAGCCCUCCUACGGCCAGGAUCGCAUGUACCAACGAUUCCUGCGGCAACACGUUGACCCUGAGGUGACAGUUGGCAGUGAUGCCUACUGCAACUUGAUGAUGCAAAGACGGAAGAUGACUUCCUACCAGUGCAAGCGCUUCAACACCUUCAUCCAUGAAGACAUCUGGAACAUUCGUAGUAUCUGCAGCACCACCAGUAUCCAGUGCAAGAACGGCAAGAUGAACUGCCAUGAGGGUGUAGUGAAGGUCACAGACUGCAGGGAGACAGGAAGUUCCAGGGCCCCCAACUGCAGAUAUCGGGCCAUGACCAGCACUAGACGUGUUGUCGUUGCCUGCGAGGGUAACCCGGAGGUACCUGUGCACUUUGAUAGAUAGAUACCACCUUGCAGAGGUUAUGGCCCAGCGGUUGACCUCUAACUUACUCCUUGAAUAGCAAUGAGUGGUGCAUUUGAGCUGUCCAGGCUCCGUCUCCUCUGCUUAUUUCUUAUUCUUUUUCUCUAUAUACCCAUUCUGUUAAAUAAGAUCAAAGAGAAAUGGAGACAUAAACCUGUAAUAAAUCUGGGCUUCUCUGUAAUAACCAAUAAUACUGGUUAACUUAGCUCUCUCAGAUCCUAUCCUUUGGAAUUUAGCCAUUAUCUGUAUUUACAUAGCAUUUCAAACUGCUUUCAUCUAAAUUGUCUCAUUUUAAUGCCACUGUACCCUGUAAUGCUGCUGCUGCUGUUGUCAUAUAUAGGAGCCUGAAGUUAAGGGAUCUGCUGAAGACCAUAAAGUGAUGGAAAUACUGAGAGAAAAAUCUUGUUUAACUGGCUACUAAUCCAGAGUUUUUUCCACUUCAUCACAAGAAGUGUUUUGAAAGUAUCUUUUUUUUGUUGUUAUUCCCAAAAGUCAGCUGUUGGGGGAAGCAUUAAAAAUUUGGAAAUACGUACUUGCAAAAUGAUAUCUCUAUACUUUGGCAACUUCAUUGUGUUUGGAUCUAGUAAGAUCAAGAAAUGAUACAAGGAAUUUUCUUUUUCUCUUCACAAAUUAUUGAAUCACCCUAGUAAGUCAGAGUAUUAAAAAUGUACUAGAUCAUUAAGAAUCAUUCACUCUUCCCAAAUGAAAGAUUUUUCAUGUUUUCCUUGUAAUAAAGGCCUUAAAUUGCAGGUA
Messenger RNA from Equus quagga, 1675 nucleotides. RefSeq names its product angiogenin. The record is from RefSeq and is a predicted model, not a curated record. Gene Ontology annotation, biological process: angiogenesis; antimicrobial humoral immune response mediated by antimicrobial peptide; defense response to Gram-positive bacterium. The transcript has 3 exons. Gene Ontology annotation, molecular function: nucleic acid binding; RNA nuclease activity. Lineage: Eukaryota; Metazoa; Chordata; Mammalia; Perissodactyla; Equidae. Bases 434 to 904 code for a protein of 156 amino acids.